Cordyceps militaris CM01 is the source of this 1668-nucleotide messenger RNA. RefSeq names its product arylsulfatase, putative. Bases 1 to 1668 code for a protein of 555 amino acids. The transcript is spliced from 3 exons. The record is from RefSeq and is a predicted model, not a curated record. NCBI's taxonomy places the organism in Eukaryota, Fungi, Ascomycota, Sordariomycetes, Hypocreales, Cordycipitaceae. Gene Ontology annotation, molecular function: arylsulfatase activity.
AUGGGUGUCGCCAAGAGACCAAACUUCCUCGUUAUAGUAGCUGAUGACCUCGGUUUCAGUGACACUAAACCGUACGGCUCCGAGAUUGACACCCCCGUCCUUGAUCGGCUGUCCAAAGAUGGCAUACGCUUGACCAAUUUCCACACGGCGCAGGCGUGCUCGCCUACGCGGUCGAUGCUCCUCUCCGGUACCGACAACCACAUUGCCGGCCUUGGCCAGAUGGCGGAGAAUGCGUCGAUACAGAAAAAGCUCACUGGCAAAGACCCUGCGUAUGUCGGCCAGCCAGGCUACGAAGGGUACCUCAACUGGAGGGUGGCUGCGCUGCCCGAGAUCCUCUCAGACGCUGGCUACCUGACUGUCAUGUCUGGGAAAUGGCACUUGGGUAUGACACCGGAUGUUUCGCCGAGCGCAAGGGGCUUUAAGAAAAGUUUUGGCUUCUUGCCUGGUUGCGGCAAUCACUUCAACUACGAGCCGCAGUUUGACGCAGCUGAGGAUACCAUGCUGUUGACGUCUGACGGUUUCUGGAUGGAGAAUGAAAAACCGGUCGACAGAAAAAAGGAUCUGCCAAAGGACUUUUACUCGAGCAAUUUCUUCACGGACAAACUCAUCGAUAUUCUCGCCAACAGAACCGAGGCUGAGAAAGAACAGCCCUUCUUCUCGUAUCUCGCCUACACGGCGCCACACUGGCCGAUGCAGGCACCAGAGGAAGUGAUUGAGAAAUACCGCGGCAAGUACGAUAAUGGGCCCGAUAAGCUCAGGCUCGAUCGCUUGGAACAGCUGAAAGCAUUGGGUCUUGUGCCGUCUGACAUUGAGGCCGCUCCGCCUGUUGGAUUCGAAGCAGGCGUGAAAUGGGAGGACCUCACAGAUGAUGAGCGGGCCAUUUCCGCGCGGAAAAUGGAAGUCUACGCUGCCAUGGUUGACCUGCUCGACCAGAACAUUGGCAGGGUGGUUGAUGCACUCGAAGCGUCUGGCGAGCUGGACAACACUUUUAUCCUGUUCAUGUCGGAUAAUGGCGCCGAGGGGUCGACACUAGAGGCAGCACCGCUGUUGUCGUCGUUCAAGACACUUGGCGAGCUGAUUGCAGCGCACUACGACAACAGCCUCGAGAACAUCGGUAAGCAUGAUUCGUACGUCUGGUACGGCUCAAGAUGGGCAUGCGCUGCCACCGCGCCGUCUCGCGAGUUCAAAGGGUGGUCAACCGAGGGCGGUAUCCGCUGUCCGUGCCUUGUCCGAUUUCCGCCGCUCGGAACGUCUUCCGACGCAAUCUCGCACUCGUUUACGACUGUCAUGGACAUUCUCCCUACCAUUCUGCAGCUGGCGCAGGUGCAGCACCCAGGAACAUCGUUCCGGGGUCGCAAUGUGGUAGUGCCGCGGGGCAAGUCCUGGGUCGACCACCUGGCAUCGCCCUCUGAGCAUCCGACCGUGCACGAGGACGAAAAUCACAUCCACGGCUGGGAGCUUUUUGGCAACCGCGCGAUUCGCAAGGGAAACUGGAAGGCGGUGCUGCUGGCAAGGCAGGGCGGCGAUGGCUGGGAACUGUACAACGUGGAAGAGGAUCCGGCUGAGCUCCACGAUCUAGCAAAGUCGCGUCCUGAGGUUUUGGAGGAGAUGCUUGUGCACUGGGCCACGUAUGUUGCUGAGACGGGGUUAGUGGAAGAUGCGUUCUGA